Messenger RNA from Exaiptasia diaphana, 756 nucleotides. RefSeq lists its product as uncharacterized. NCBI's taxonomy places the organism in Eukaryota, Metazoa, Cnidaria, Anthozoa, Actiniaria, Aiptasiidae. The transcript has 2 exons. The record is from RefSeq and is a predicted model, not a curated record. The annotation marks the transcript as partial. Gene Ontology annotation, molecular function: oxidoreductase activity.
GACGCCUAUGCAACAGUUGAUACAUACUUUUCUAAUCUGAUCACACCCGAGGGUGCCGAGUACCUUUCCGAGUUAUAUGGCUACAAAGGUGAUUACACGGACUUCAUCAGUCCAAAAUCGUACAUGGAAUUCACAGAAAUGACCCUUAAGCUGUCGGAUAAAUACUUUAGGCCAACAGGUGGAAUGUCAACUAUCAUUAGUACCUUGAAAAAGAAAGUCGAGUCUAUGGGAGGGAAAAUCUUCACGAGUACUGGUAUCAAAGGGAUGAUACAAGAAGGAGGUGUUUAUGUUUCACUGACACCAAACCUAAGAGUAAGAUCUAAAAAGCUUGUAGUAGCUGUCCCUCCACUGCACUUCCGAAAAGUGAACGGUACCAUUGCAAAGAAGAUUCAAAGAACAGCACAGUUUGAUUCAAUUCAGCCAAUCCCAGCCUUCAAAGGGGCAGCAGUUUACUCUAACGCUUGGUGGGAGAAAGUAUAUAUUGGAGGAUCACCCGUUAARCCUGGACAGAAAUUCAUCUCGCAGAGUAAUUGUCUUGGAAUAAGCAUGGCUCACAGAGGAAAAGGAACCAAAGGUGAAGGUGUUCUUCACACCAUGUACGCUGACGGUGCCUGCAGCAGACGAUGGAGAGACAUCUCUAACCUCAAGAAGAACUUUUUGAACGCUGAAGUUCAUCGUGCUYUGGAAACAAAGUUUGGGACAAAAAUCCCGGCGCCAUUGGACACUGCGUAUCAGUAUUGGGACUCAGCUUGGUAA